This is a messenger RNA of Mercurialis annua (annual mercury), 4625 nucleotides long. RefSeq names its product pleiotropic drug resistance protein 1-like. Gene Ontology annotation, molecular function: ATP binding; ATP hydrolysis activity; ABC-type transporter activity. The transcript is spliced from 23 exons. The record is from RefSeq and is a predicted model, not a curated record. Gene Ontology annotation, cellular component: membrane. The coding region runs from base 143 to 4435 and encodes 1430 amino acids. NCBI's taxonomy places the organism in Eukaryota, Viridiplantae, Streptophyta, Magnoliopsida, Malpighiales, Euphorbiaceae.
AUUUUUCAUUAUCCACAUAACUUCACACUACAAACACACCAACACAAAUAAAAAUCUCUCGGAUCAAUCAAAAUCAUCAAAAAAAGAAAAAAAAACAAGAAACCAAACUAAAAGCUCUUAGUUCUUGAAUCUUGAAGCUACCAUGGAAGGUGCUGAAGUGUAUAUAGGUGGUGGGAGUUUACGCAGAGAUGAGUCUUUCAUAUUCAGAAGCAAUAAUGCAAUGGAUGGUUUUUCUAAAUCUUCAAGAAUUGAUGAAGAAGACGAUGAACAAGCUUUAAAAUGGGCUGCGCUUGAAAGAUUGCCGACUUAUGAUCGUUUAAAGAAAGGUUUAUUAACUACUUCUAAGGGUAAAGUCAGUGAGAUUGAUGUGGGAAAACUUGGAUUUAAAGAUAAAAGAGCUGUUCUUGAUCGGUUGGUUAAAAUUCCUGAAGAAGAUAAUGAAGCAUUCUUGUUAAAACUCAAGAACCGAGUUGAUAGUGUUGGAAUUGAAUUUCCUACGAUUGAAGUUAGAUUUGAGAAUUUGAAAGUUGAAACAGAAGCACAUGUGGGGAGUAGAGCUCUGCCGACAUUUCUUAACUUCUCUAUUGAUAUAGCUGAGGGAAUCUUGAAUAAUCUGCAUAUUCUUUCUAGUAGAAAGAAAAGAUUGUCUAUACUUGAGAAUGUUAGUGGAAUUGUCAGACCAAAAAGGUUGACUUUACUUUUGGGUCCUCCAAGUUCUGGAAAGACUACUCUUUUGUUGGCUUUGGCUGGAAAACUUGAUCCCAAAUUAAAGUUUUCUGGUAAGGUGACUUACAAUGGUCAUGAGAUGAAUGAAUUUGUACCCCAGAGAACAGCUGCCUACAUCAGUCAACAUGAUAACCAUAUAGGUGAAAUGACAGUGAGGGAGACCUUGGCAUUUGCUGCACGAUGCCAAGGAGUCGGACAUCGAUAUGAAUUGUUAACCGAGUUGCUUAGAAGAGAAAAAACAUCACAUAUUAAGCCUGACCCUGACAUUGAUGUUUUUAUGAAGGCAAUGGCUACAGAAGGUCAGGAAGAGCAUGUGGUUACAGACUAUAUUCUUAAGAUUUUAGGACUAGAGGUUUGUGCAGAUGUAAUGGUGGGGAAUGAAAUGAUAAGGGGUGUUUCUGGAGGACAAAAGAAACGUGUUACGACAGGGGAGAUGUUAGUUGGUCCAUCUAAAGCUCUGUUUAUGGAUGAGAUUUCUACUGGCUUGGACAGUUCAACUACUUUCCAAAUCGUAAAAUCAUUAAAGCAGUAUAUACGCAUUCUCAAUGGAACCGCGGUCAUCUCUCUUCUCCAGCCACCACCAGAAACUUACAAUCUCUUUGAUGACAUUAUUCUCCUAUCUGAUGGUCAGAUUGUAUAUCACGGUCCUCGAGAAAAUGUACUCGAGUUUUUCGAAUACAUGGGCUUCAAGUGUCCUGAAAGAAAAGGAGUUGCAGACUUCUUACAAGAAGUAACAUCAAGGAAAGACCAGCAACAAUAUUGGGUAAAUAAAGAUGCGCCCUACAGUUUUGUCACAGUUAAGGAAUUUGCUGAAGCGUUUCAAUCGUUCCAUGUUGGACGAGGACUCGAAACUGAGCUUUCUACUCCAUUUGAUAAGUCCAAGAGCCACCCUGCUGCUUUGACAACUAAAAAGUAUGGAGUUGGAAGAAUGGAGCUUCUCAAAGCUUGUUUCUCCAGAGAGAUCUUGCUAAUGAAGAGAAAUUCAUUUGUCUACAUCUUCAAGAUUACACAAGUUGCUAUAAUGGCAAUGCUUGCAAUGACCCUUUUCCUUCGGACCGAGAUGCAUAGAGAUUCAGUAUCCGAUGGAGGAAUUUAUGCGGGAGCUUUAUUCUUCUCUGUCAUAUUUAUCAUGUUCAAUGGACUCUCAGAGAUUUCAUUGACCAUUGCAAAGCUUCCUGUGUUCUAUAAGCAAAGGAAUCUCCUGUUCUAUCCGUCGUGGGCAUUCUCUCUUCCCCCAUGGAUUACUAAGAUACCUAUAACACUGGUGCAAGUUGCUAUAUGGGUGUUCCUUACCUAUUAUGUUAUUGGAUACGAUCCUAAUGUCGGAAGGCUCUUUAAGCAGUACCUUGUGCUUGUUCUUGUUGGCCAGAUGGCUUCGGGAUUAUUUCGCUUUAUUGCUGCAGGAGGAAGGAACAUGAUUAUUGCUAAUACUUUUGGGUCAUUUGCACUGCUUCUACUUUUUGCAUUGGGAGGUUUCAUAUUGUCACGUGAUGACAUAAAGAAAUGGUGGAUAUGGGGUUACUGGAUAUCACCACUGAUGUAUGCGCAGAAUGCAAUAGUAGCUAACGAGUUCCACGGAAACAGCUGGAGUAAUGUCCUUCCAAACUCAAAUCAAACACUCGGAAUUCAAGUUCUGAAGUCUCGAGGAUUCUUCACUGAUCCCUAUUGGUAUUGGAUAGGAGUUGGAGCAUUGGCUGGAUUCACACUGUUGUACAACUUCUGUUUCACUCUAGCUCUCACAUUUCUUGGCCCAUUGCAGAAUCCUCGAGCUGUUAUAUCUGAAGACUGUACAAGUAAUGAGCCGGGAAAAACAGGAGGAGCCAUUCAGUUAACCUCUGCUAGUUCAGAGGCUGUAGUUGAAGGCAGCCAUCAGAAGAAAAAAGGAAUGGUUCUUCCAUUUGAACCACAUUCUAUUACCUUCAAUGACAUCAAGUAUUCUGUUGACAUGCCACAGGAAAUGAAAAGCCAAGGUGUAGGUGAUAGUAAAUUAGAGCUUUUGAGAGGUGUAAGUGGCUCUUUUAGGCCGGGUGUGCUUACGGCUCUAAUGGGUGUCAGUGGUGCGGGUAAAACCACUCUGAUGGAUGUGCUGGCUGGCAGAAAAACCGGUGGAUAUAUAGAAGGAGACAUCAAAAUCUCUGGCUACCCAAAGAAACAAGAAACUUUUGCUAGAAUCUCAGGAUAUUGUGAGCAAAAUGACAUCCAUUCUCCACAUGUUACUGUCUACGAAUCAUUGGUUUACUCAGCUUGGCUUCGUCUUCCUCCUGAAGUGAACAACGAAACCCGAAAGAACUUUAUCGAUGAAGUAAUGAAACUUGUAGAAUUGGAGCCAUUGACACAGGCAUUAGUUGGAUUGCCAGGUGUGAGUGGCCUGUCGACUGAGCAGCGCAAACGGCUAACUAUUGCAGUUGAGCUGGUGGCAAACCCUUCUUUAAUAUUCAUGGACGAGCCAACUUCAGGCCUAGAUGCAAGAGCUGCUGCAAUUGUUAUGAGAACAGUGAGGAACACCGUGGACACUGGAAGAACAGUUGUGUGUACUAUCCAUCAACCAAGCAUCGACAUAUUUGAUGCUUUUGACGAGUUAUUCCUUAUGAAACGAGGAGGUCAAGAGAUAUAUGUUGGGCCACUAGGCCGCCAUUCUUGCCAACUAAUCAAGUACUUUGAGGCAAUUGAAGGGGUGAGUAACAUCAAAGAUGGAUAUAAUCCAGCAACUUGGAUGUUGGAAGUUUCAAGUUCAGGUCAAGAAACAGUUUUAGGAUUAGAUUUUGCUGAUAUUUACAAAAAGUCAGAAUUGUACAGGAGAAACAAGGCUCUCAUUGAGGAAUUAAGCAAACCUGCUCCAGGUUCAAAUGAUUUGUAUUUUCCUACUCAGUACUCGCAAUCAUUUUUCACCCAGUGUAUGGUAUGCUUGUGGAAGCAACAUCUGUCGUACUGGCGCAAUCCACCGUAUACUGCUGUCAGAUUUCUCUUCACAACUGCCAUCGCCUUGAUGUUCGGGACAAUGUUUUGGGAUCUUGGCUCGAAAACGACAAAACAACAAGACCUUUUCAAUGCGAUGGGAUCAAUGUAUGCAGCGAUUGUCUUUCUUGGAAUCCAGAAUGCAUCAUCUGUGCAGCCAGUAGUUUCAAUUGAAAGAACAGUCUUCUAUAGAGAAAGAGCAGCCGGAAUGUAUUUACCUUUGCCAUACGCCUUUGCUCAGGUUGUGAUUGAGCUUCCUUAUAUCUUCUCGCAAGCUUUGGUAUACGGUGUAAUAGUGUAUGCAAUGAUUGGAUUUGAAUGGAAAGCAGAUAAAUUCUUUUGGUACCUCUUCUUUAUGUACUUCACAUUAUUGUACUACACCUUCUAUGGCAUGAUGUCUGUUGCUAUAACACCAAACCAGCAAGUGGCAUCCAUAGUUUCCUCUGCAUUCUACUCUAUAUGGAAUCUAUUUUCCGGAUUUAUAAUCCCUAGACCCAGAAUUCCUGUGUGGUGGAGAUGGUAUGCAUGGGCGUGUCCAGUGUCAUACACAUUAUAUGGAUUAAUUUCAUCACAAUUCGGAGAUGUAAAAAACAAGCUUGAAUCUGGUGAAACGGUUGAAGAUUUCGUGAGAAAUUAUUUUGAUUUCAAGCAUGAGCUUCUAGGCGGUGUUGCAGCUGCAGUUGUCGGGUUUGCAAUAUUUUUCGCGUUUAUCUUCGCCUUCUCGAUUAAGUUCCUCAAUUUCCAAAGGCGAUAAGAACAUUUUGGCUGCAUAAAGGAACAGCAUCCACAGUGUGAUUUGCAACUAUAAUGUAUAGUUCUUGACUUGAUGUACAUAUUUUUACACGCAAUACAAAAUAUUUAGUAUUGAAGGAUAUCGCUAGCUAAUUCAAUGGCUGCAUUUGUUCGAUUUAAUCCACAGUUAAUAGAUAAGCCAUUGUUAUGAA